GGGCAUAACAAUAACUGGAACAUCGCAUCGCUUUUCAUCUGCGGUUCCUGGAACGCUUCGUAGACUUCGGGGGUUACUUAUCAUCCAAUGUUGGGCCAAUGAAGCGCCUACGAUAGGGCAUACUUAAUGGAUUCCUUUCUCUUGCUUCGUUCAACUUGCACACCCAUUCCGACUUUCAAACGACAACUUUAAAUUUCCCGGCUAGACGCUGUCACCAAUGAUACAGUCUUACCAGAAUAGCGUCGAUAAAGUGAAGUAUCUCACUCCCGAGAGGCACGUCUUUUCAUUGCGGACCACGUUUGGUCUGUGCGUUGGAGACGCGUUGCAAGACAAGGUACCAGGCAGGGAGGACGUGACGGUGUACUGUGCCGCACUGAGAUAUCCGGUUGCGAAAAGCAAACAAGGGUUGACGUUAGUGCUGACCCAUGGAUUGGCUAGUCACAAGGAGAGUUAUCAACCUACGAUUGCGGAUCUCUUGCAGUUGAACGCUGCUGGAACUCGCUAUGUUAACAUGAUUAAAGAAAUAUGGACAAUCGACAUGCCUAAUCACGGCGAAAGUGCGGUUUUGAACCGUACAUAUCUCGAGGAUCGGCGGGAGAGGGGGCGGAAAGAGGGCUGGGAUGGGAAAUGCACGACGAUGGACUUUUCCAGCUAUCUGAAUGCCUUUCUCUCUAUACCACAGCUACGAGGCCAUAAAGUAGUUGGCAUUGCACAUUCAGGAAGCAGUACACCAUGGCAUGUUCCAUCUCAUCUCUCUCAUCUCCCUCCAUCCCUGACUCAUCUCCCUUCGACGCAUCUCUGCAAUCGCAACGUACACAAUACCUACCCUAGGGCACACGCAUUCACGCUCCUCGACCACGACCACCCACACCCCUUCGCUCUCAUAUUCAUCGAGCCGGUCCUCAUGUUUCCUGGUAUGUCCUCUACUGAUCCUCGAGUUGUACACAGCACCGCAAACAUGCGCGGGGCACUUGGGAAGCGGGAUAAGUGGACAAAUCGUGCAGAAGCGAAGCGUUGGUUAUUAGGUAUCCAGGGGAAAAGUCCCAUGGUUGGGCGGGACAAGCAGAGAGAUAUCGAUAUUAACGGCAGUCCGAAAUGGACGGGGAGCGGAAGUCGGAGUGUCGAGAGUGUGAACAGGAAUAUAAGGAAUACAAAUGGCAACGGUAAGGCGAGAGGGAAGACCUUAUGGUCGAACUGGGAUGAUCAAGCGCUAGACUUGUUUGUGGAACACGCACUCGAGGAUGUCUUUGAGCCAACCCCGUCCCUUGAGGGGUCUGCGAAUUCGACCAUGGCGACGAGAAAAUCGAGGCUUUACGUACGGUCCAUGGCUCGCAAGGAGGAGGAAUCGUCGCUGUAUGCACAUUCGCAGCAUACGGUCGAACCUGUGCACCUUACGCACAUGUGCACGGCUCUGGGUGGGCUGCAUAUUAUGUGGGCGGAGUCAGAGGAAUACAUAUCUAAAUCUACCAGAGCCGACAUCCUUGAGGCCACCUCCUAUCGCGUCCGGUCCAACCGCGUUGUCCCUGGCUCGGGCCAUCUCGUACCUCAGGAAACUCCGAGAGAACUCGCGGAAGCACUAUAUGAUGUGCUGGUGGGUCAUGUAGCGGUCGUGGCGGGAGUUAUGAUGCGGGCCUCGCUGUGAUGCUGCAAACGUGGGUGAAGAGCUGGGCGUAGAGCGUCUGGAACGUUCGUAUUAUCGUCAAGAGAGAAUCUCCCUCAUGUCUUCUUCUGGCAUGCAGGUAGGGAGGUGCUGAUUGUUACGGAUGCUGCACCCUGAGGGUGGGCUAUAGGUGAGAGCUUG
Pisolithus orientalis is the source of this 1801-nucleotide messenger RNA. RefSeq lists its product as uncharacterized. The transcript has 6 exons. The record is from RefSeq and is a predicted model, not a curated record. Bases 218 to 1642 code for a protein of 474 amino acids. Lineage: Eukaryota; Fungi; Basidiomycota; Agaricomycetes; Boletales; Pisolithaceae.